AUGGACGAGACUGGAGUGAUGCUAUCCAUGCCAGGCUCUGUCAAAGUCCUUGUAAGUAAGCACGACAUACGAGAUUAUAAAGACGCGCGAGUCAAGCGCACCACUGUGACUGCGAUCGAAUGCAUUAGUGAUGAUGAUAGGUAUUUAAACCCCAUGAUUAUUUGGCCAGCGAAUUCCCAUCGAAGCAACUGGACCAUGUUCCCUACCCCUAAAUGGCAAUAUGCGUGCUCUGACUCUGGAUACACCGACUCUAAGAUCAGUCUAGAGUGGCUCAAGUGUGUAUUUGAUCCCGAAACCAUAGAACGAGCUAACAAGAAACCACGUGUCUUAAUCUGCGACGGCUUUGGAACGCACGAGACCCUCGAAAUCUUAGAGUUCUGUUUCGAGAAUAAUAUUCUUUUAUGUCGUCUCCCCUCCCAUAUCUCCUACAAGCUCCAACUUUGUGAUGUAGCAGUGUUUGCUCCACUCAAGGCAGCUUAUCGAGAGACUGCCGCACGAUAUUUUAAUAAAGUUGAUAAAAUUGAUCCUUGGUUGAGGUAA
This is a messenger RNA of Sclerotinia sclerotiorum 1980 UF-70, 540 nucleotides long. RefSeq lists its product as hypothetical. The record is from RefSeq and is a predicted model, not a curated record. Gene Ontology annotation, molecular function: nucleic acid binding. Lineage: Eukaryota; Fungi; Ascomycota; Leotiomycetes; Helotiales; Sclerotiniaceae. The transcript has a single exon. The coding region runs from base 1 to 540 and encodes 179 amino acids.